Molecule: messenger RNA, 2173 nt
Organism: Cherax quadricarinatus
Lineage: Eukaryota; Metazoa; Arthropoda; Malacostraca; Decapoda; Parastacidae
Source: RefSeq, a predicted model, not a curated record
AUAAUUUUAAAUUGCAGGUGAAGAGAAAGAGAAAAUUUACAGUAUGAUGUGAAAAUAUCCACUCCAUUUAAUCUUCAAAGUGAAGAUAUAACUAUAGAAGACCCUGCUCCCAUCUUCAGUGUUUGGACUGGCCUACAGAACAAUAAAAACAAUAAAAAUGGUAUUGAAAGAGCAAAUGAUCAUCUUGGCCUUUCUCACCCUAAGAGAAUAGCAACUGAAUUUAGAAAAGAAUGCGAAGAAACUAUGAAAAAUGGAAGUGUGAGCUUGAAUAAAUUGAAACACGUUUCUGCCAACUCUCAUAGAGAUGAUGAAGAAAAGCCACCCAAAAGAGGUGAAGGGAAGCAAGGAGAAAAAUCGCACGGUUUGGAAAUUUUGAAUCCAGUUCGACUGCGAGUUGAAAAUGCAGCAGUAGAGAACUCUACUCCAGUUAGCACUAUUUGGACAGGCUUACAGUACAAAAGUAGUAGUAAUAACACUGAUGAUGGCACUGAAAACCUGAAAGUAAUGGAGCAAGCACAUAAUUAUUCUAAUCUCUCUCAUUUUGAUGAAGAAAAUGAAAUUACAAAAGAAGAGUUCUACGAAGAAGAAGAAACUGAAAUAAAUUUAGAAAAAAAGUUGAAUAUUGUGGAACAGCCUGUUUUUUGUAACUCUCAUAAAGAUAAAAAGUCAUCAAAACAAGGUGAAAAGAAGCAAGGAGAAAUAUCUCAUGAUUUGGGAUUUUCUAGUCCAGUUCAAUCUCAAGUUUAUUUUAAAAAUAGAGUUAAGGCAAACUCUGCUCCAGCUCUUACUGUUUGGACUGGCCAGUGCAUUAAUAGAACUAAUAACAGUGAUGGUGGUAUUAAAAACCUGAAAGUAGAGGAGGCAGAUUAUUCCGAUAUCUCACACUUUGAUGGAGCAGAAUGUGAAUUUACAAAAGAAGAGUUCUCUGAAGAAGAAACUAAUAAAAAUGUUGAUACAAAUUGGAGUAAGAUGGAGCAUCAUGUUUUUCCUAACUCUGAAGAUAAUGAAAAGUCACCAAAACAAGGUGAAAAGCAAGGAGAAAAAUUUCCAUGUAGUUUGGAAAUUUCUAAUCCAGUUAACCCAAAAGUAGAAAAUACAGCUAUGGAAGAUGCAGCUACCACCAUCACUGUUUGGACUGGCUUACAGUGCAGCAAUAAUGAGUGAUGGUGUUAUUGACAGUGAAAAAUAAAAGUAAUGGUGAAAGCAGAGGAUCAUUCUGGCCUUUCUCAAUUUAAUAAGUUGGAAUGUGCAUUUAAAAGUUAUCUGAAGAAAGAAUUGUAAAAUAUGUAGAUACAAGCUGGAGUAAGUUGGAGCAUCAAUUUUUUACUAAGAGUCUUAAAUGCAGUGAAGCAAAAAUCAGCUUAGGAAAAGAGUAUUUUUAUUUUCAGAGCCCUUAGAGUGUGCAAUGCUAAGUCCUUGAACGAUGAGCUUGCCUACAUAACUAUUGGUAAAGCCUUCAGAUCCCUAAAAUUGUCAAACAACAUGAACACUUGCCAACUUGAGGCCACUAGCCUCCAAAUACAUAAAGUUGAGAAAGACACCUCAACAGGGUUUUCCUUGCUGAUGAUGAGUGGACAGCCUUUACUCAAGCCUUAAUCUUGCGGAAGAUGAGAUGGGUUUCCAGUUGCCACAAAAACUCUCAGGGACUUCACAGGACCUAAACUAAAUGAUGGACUAGCAUUCCACAUGUGUGCAGCAUCCUUGCAAAAGGCUGCAACAAAGUAUAUUGGGAAAACUGGGAGAAACCCAAAGACUUCCAUUGGCAAACACCUGUCAUAUCAACAAAAUUGCUUGUGUAGUACACAAGAACACAAUCUUGCAUCUUGUGGACCAGGAAGGGGCUGACUUUGUCAGUUGAAGAGAGCCCAAGAGCAGAGAGGCUUUCAGUUUAGCAGUGUCUCCUCACUUGUAUCAUACUCACAAAUAGGAACAAACCUCAGGCUAACACACUUGUACAACUCAAGCCGUGUAUCAACAUUCUCAGGAAGCUGAGAACUGCAGUAGGCCUACCAGCCCUUCCACACUUGAAUGCACUGGCCACUUCACCUUCACCUGACCAACUUACCUCCUCUACCAUAUGAGAAUGUCUUUGAUUUUCUUUAUUCACUCAAGAAAGCUUACUACAAGUGAAAGAAGCAUUGUGUACUUUUAUAAUUAAACGUCCUUCUGUUUA